Messenger RNA from Ipomoea nil (Japanese morning glory), 7794 nucleotides. RefSeq lists its product as uncharacterized. Lineage: Eukaryota; Viridiplantae; Streptophyta; Magnoliopsida; Solanales; Convolvulaceae. Gene Ontology annotation, molecular function: ADP binding. Gene Ontology annotation, biological process: defense response to other organism. The record is from RefSeq and is a predicted model, not a curated record. The transcript has 17 exons. Bases 133 to 7728 code for a protein of 2531 amino acids.
UCCUAUCUGAUCUGCUCUAAAUAUAUAUCUGGAAGAAUAGAAUUUGUACCUCUCAAUAUCACUUGCAUAAUUGCAUUUCCAAUGUCUUCACUGUGAGAGAGAGAGAGAGAGAGAGAGAGAGAGCUGAGAGCAAUGACGAUAGUGUUGGACAAAGUGAUAGAAGAAUUGAUAACACAGAAGGUAAUAGCCCUGGUCCAAACUGUAGAAGACAAUGUGAAGCUGGUUCGUGGCAUAGAUUCUGAGAUAAAGGAUCUAUCCUCCGACAUCGAAACAUUUAACGCCAGACUUGUGGAAGCCUCCAAGAAUCCAAGGGCCAAUGACCACCAAGUUUUGAGAGUAGUAGUGAAAAAAUUCACAACUCUUGUGAAUGAAGCACAGGAUACGAUUGCAAACUAUUUUGCACUGAAGAAGAAGCAUGGAGACGAUGUCUUGUCAAAAUCUUUUGAUAAGAUCCCAUUUUGUGGAAAGAUAAAUGUUUAUGCGAAUGAGAUCCAGUCCAUCAGGGCUAAUCUGGAUAAGAUCAACAAAGUCCACGAAAACGAACUUCUAUACCUCAUGAAGUACAAAAUGAAAGACCGAAACAAGGCUGAGACAACUUUGCAGGUUCGACCACCAAUAGAGAAAAAUAAAGUAUUGGGCUUUGAAGAGGAUUUUCAAAUUAUAAAGAAGCAUUUCUUAGAGGCAUCCAAAAAUUUCAUUGUCAUUCCAAUUGUUGGAAUGGCUGGUACUGGAAAAACUACAUUUGCCUCAAUGAUUUUUGAAGACCCAGAAAUUCACCGCAAUUCCCUUCGCAUUUGGGUUCAUGUUACAAAACUCUAUGAUAGAAAACAAAAAUUCAUCAGCAUCAUAUAUCGAAUUACCAAGGAUACAUGGGACUUUAGCACUAUGACUGAAGAGAUGUUGGAAGGUAAGAUAAAGAUCCUUUUAAAGGAUCAGACAUACUUCAUUGUAUUGGAUGAUGUAUGGGAGAAAAAAGAUUGGCAAUAUUUAAAGGAUGCAUUCCCUGAAAACUUAAAUGGAAGUAAAGUAUUGGUGACCAGCCGAUAUGGAAAUGUGGUUGAUUCUAAAUGGAAUUCUCAUCAUUUAGGAAAGUUAACUAAUGAGGAUGGUUGGUCGGUAAUAAAAAAUAAUGUAUUUAGUGCAGAGGAAUGCAGUGACAAGUUAUUAGAAAAGCUUGGGAAAAAAAUAGCAAGAAAAUGUAACGGAUUACCACUUGCUCUAGUAGUGGUAGCUGGUAUCCUACGCAGAUGUGUAACUUCUGAUGAUUGGCGAAGAGUGGCUGAGAAUCCACUUCUGGAAAUUAAUCGAGAUGAUCAAAACUAUCACGAACUAGUAAAGUUGAGCUACGAUGAUUUGCCUCAUGAGAAGUUGAAAAAUUGCUUCCUUUAUUUUGCAUAUUUUCCCAUGGGACAUGAGAUUGCUACUUGGAAGUUGAUUCGUUUGUGGAUUGCUGAAGAAUUCAUUCCAACAAUAGAUGAGUGGGGAUACUCAAUAGAGGCAGAAAUUGAAGCUAAAAAAUAUUUGAAUGAUCUUAUUGAUGCAAAUCUUGUGAUGGUGAUAAAAAGAAGAGCAGAUGGUCAAACCAAAACAUGCAGGAUCCAUGACACAUUGUACGAGUUCUGCAAAAGUGAAGCUGCAAGAAAAAAUUUAUUCCUUCUAAUGGAGGAGGGGCAAAGAUUAGACGAGAAUACUUCUUCAACUCGUCGUCUGUGUUUUCACUCCUUUACUACACAUAUAUUUGAUGCAGAAAAUAAAUCAUCUCGCUUGUUCCUCAAUUGCUACAACAAAAGGAGUUUAUCCCCAUUUGGCAAACAUAUACAUUCUUUGUUGCUGUCUUCCCCACAAAAGAGUGAGACUCCUUUUAAACAAGAUCAAUUAGCGGCCAUCCCAAACAUGUUUCCACUUCUUAGGGUGUUGAAUAUUGAAAACAUUAAGUUCAAUGACUUGCUGGAUAAGGACUUGGCGAAUGAGCUUUAUAGCUUGUAUCUACUCAAGUAUCUUGCUAUCUCAGGCAAUCUCAAUGUCCUCCCAAAAUCAUUCAGAAGUCUUCGUGAAUUGGAGACUUUAGUGAUCAAAACCACAGCAAGAACACUACAAAUUGAAGGAGGCAUAUGGAACAUGGAAAAGUUAAGGCAUGUACGCACCAACACUUCUGCACAAUUACCCUUUCCUCCACAAACAAAUUGCAAAACUUACUCUGGAGGAAAAGACAUCCACACACUUUCUACAAUAUCACCGGCAAGCUGCAGAGAAGAGAUCUUUAACAAGACCCCCAAUCUUCGAAAAUUGGGUGUUCGUGGAAAUUUAAUAGAACUUUUUGAGGAAAAGGAGAAUAUUUGCUUGUUCAACAAUCUUCAAAAGCUAAAGUGCCUCGUAAACUUGAAACUAUAUGGCCAGUACGACAAAGUGUUAACUGUCCCAAUGCUAGACAAGUUUGCAAGUAGGCUAAAAAAGUUGAGCUUCUCCGGCACAUUGUUUGAGUGGAAAGACAUGGCAGUAUUGGGGUCGUUGGAGGAGCUUGAGGUGCUGAAGUUGGGUGACUAUGCAUUCAAGGGCGAGACUUGGGAACUAAGCAAUGAUGUUGUUUUCAUAAGGCUUCAAUAUUUGCGCAUUGGAAGGACGAAUCUAGUUACUUGGAAGGCCACAGAGGAUAGCUUCCCAGCAUUACAAAAUUUAAUCCUCAGAAAUUGCAACGUCAUAAAAAGAAUUCCAGAAGUGUUUGCUAAGGUACAUACCCUUAAGGUGAUGGAAUUAUUUCACGUUAGUGAAAGUGCAACUCGGUCCAUAAAAGAGGUACAAGAAAACGUAAAAAACGGUGGAUUCAAGCUCAUUAUCAUAACCUCUCAAAAGAGAGAGGGAGCAAUGACGGCAGCCAGGGACACACUGAUAGAGCAAGCAGUAAGCGAGGCGGUAAAUCAUCUGGUUAAAUAUGUAGAACAACGCUUGCGCUUUGAGAAUGGUGGCCUAGACUGGGAAAUAAAAAAUUUGAUCUCCGACAUCGAAACUUUUAAUGCUAGGCUCGAAGAAGCUUACAAGAACCCAAAUGAAUCUGUCAAUGUUUUGAUUGUGAAGAACUUCCAAACUAUUGUGAAUGAAGCCUGUGAUGCGGUUGACAACCAGCGGACUAUGUAUUUUGACCAUAAAGACAAAACCUUCAUCAGAAAAUUUUUGGUACCACACUAUAGAAGAGAGGUCAAAUCCUGUGAGACUGAGAUCCAGUCUGUUAGGACAAAGGUGAACACGAUUGACAAUGAACACAAAGAGGAACUUGAAACCCUCACCAACUAUGAUAAGCCUCCACUAAUUUUUCAGAUAGAGAAAUCGACAGUGUAUGACGGAGUGAUAGAGGCUAUAGAGAAGGUGGUAAACAUGCUACACCAAAAAAUAGAAGGCAAUGUCAACAUAGUGUCUGAGAUAAAGGACAUGACCUCGCAGAUCAAAACGUUUACGGAUAAUUUGGUGAAAGCUUGCAAGAACCCAAAGGCCAAUGAACACCGUGUUUUGAAAGUAAUAGUAAAAAAAUUCCAAAUACUUGUGAAUGAAACCAUGAAUACAGUUACCAAAUACUUUGCACAGGAGAAGAAGAAUGGAAAGAAUGCCUUGGCAAAAUCUUUGGAUAAGAUUGCACAUUGUGGAAAGCCCAAUGCCUAUGCAAGUGAGAUCCAGUCCAUUAAGAAAAAAGUGAACAAGAUUAGCGAAGACCACACUAAAGACCUUCUACACAUCUUGGAGGAGUACAACAAGAGGGAGGGACCAAUUACGGCAGCCAGGGACACACUGAUAGAGCAAGCAGUAAGCGAGGCGGUAAAUAAUCUGGUUGGAACAACAGAAUUCUGCGGCUUUCUUGAGAAUAGUAGCCUAGAGUGGUUAAUAAAAAAAAUGACCUUCGACAUCAAAACGUUUAAUGCUAGGCUCGAGGAAGCUUACAAGAACCCAACUGAAUCUGUCAAUAUUUUGAUUGUGAAGAACUUUCAAACUAUUGUGAAUGAAGCCCAGGAUGCGGUUGAGAACUGUUGGCGAAAGAAUUUGGACCAUGAAGACAAAACCUUCAUCAAAAAUUUUUUGGUACCACGCUAUAGAAGAGAGGUGAAAUCCUGUGAGAGUGAGAUCCAGUCUGUUAGGACAAAGGUGAACAUGAUUGACCGUGAACACAAAAAGGAACUUGAAACCCUCUGCAACUAUGAAAACAAUGCUCCGCUAAUUUUCCAGAAAUCGACAGUGUAUGACAGAGCAAUAGAGGGUAUAGAGCAGAAGGUAAACAUGCUACACCAAAAAGUAGAAGAAAAUGUCAAUGGGGUUUGUGACAUAGUGUCUGAGAUAAAGGACAUGACCUCCCUGAUCAAAAUGUUUACGGAGGAUUUGGUGAAAGCUUGCAAGAACCCAAAGGCCAAUGAACACCGUGUUUUGAAAGUAAUAGUAAACAAAUUCGGAAUACUAGUGAUUGAAACCUUGAAUGCAGUUACCAACUACUUUGCACAGGAGAAGAAGUAUAGAAAUAAUGUCUUGGCAAAAUCUUUGGAUAAGAUUGCACAUUGUGGAAAGCCCAAUGCCUAUGCGAGUGAGAUCCAGUCCAUUAAGGAAAAAGUGAAAAGGAUUAGCAAAGACCACACUAUAGACCUUCUACACCUCUCGGAGGACUACAACAAACUUAGAGACAUGCCAGUUCCCAAGGUUCGCGCAGAAUUACGUGAAAACAAGAUGGUUGGCUUUGAUAAUGAUGAUUUGAAAACCAUAAAAACUCGAUUAAUGGAAGCAUCCGAAGAUUUUUUUGUCAUCCCAAUUGUGGGGAAUGCUGGGACAGGAAAAACUACAUUUGCCUUAAAGGUUUUUGAAGACCUGGAAAUUCGGGAAUAUUUCACCCAUUGUGUUUGGCUUCCUGUUUCACGAGGCUUUCAAAGAAAGCAAAAAUUCAUUGACAUUCUUCAUCAAAUUUCCAACCAAACAGAAGACUUUAGCACGGUGUUAGAAGAUGUGUUAGAAGCUAAAAUAAAGGAAAUAUUAGAGGAUAAAAGAUACUUGAUUGUAUUGGAUGAUGUGUGGGAAAAAGAAGCCUGGGAUUCUUUAAAAGUUGCAUUCCCUACAAAUAUGAAAGGGAGUAGAGUCCUCGUGACCACCUUGAGCGGCAAUGCAGUUGAUUCUACCUGGAAAUCUCAUAGUUUAGUAAAGUUGAGCAAUGAUGAUGGUUGGUUGCUAAUAAAAAAUAUUGUUUUUGGUACAAAGGGAUGGUGUGACACAAAAAUUGAAGAGCUUGGGAUAAAAAUAGCAGAAAAGUGCAAUGGAUUACCACAUGCUCUAGUACUAGUAGCUGGUAUCCUACGCCACCGUAUAACUUCUGCUGGUUGGCAACGAGUGGCUGAUAAUCCGCUUCUUGAAAUUAAGGGAGAAGACCAAAGGUACCAUGAGCUAAUAAAGUUGAGCUACUAUGAUUUGCCUGAUGAGAGGUUGAAAAGAUGCUUCUUAUAUUUCGCAUGUUUUCCAAUGGGACAUGAGAUUGUUGCUUGGAAGUUAAUUUGUUUGUGGAUUGCUGAAUAUUUCAUUCCAACUAAAGAUGAUUGGGGCCCUUUGGAUAAAGAAGUUGAAGCUUCAAACUAUUUGAAUGUUCUUAUUAAUAGAAAUCUUGUGAUAGUAAAGAAAAGAAGUGCAGAUGGUCAAAUCAAAACAUGUUGCAUUCACGACACAUUACAUGAGUUCUGCAGAAGGGAAGCUGAAAGGAUAAAUUUGUUCCAUGUAAUGGAUGAGGGGCAAAGAUUAAAUGCAAGAAUUCGUUUGGAACGUCUUUGUUCCUACUACACUAUGAACAUAGUUGAUGAAGAAAACAAUAAUCCAUCUGAUUCAUUCUCCAAUCUCUUCAACAAAAGGAUGGGUCCACAUCAAGAUGGUGAGUUUCUUCAUUCUUUGUUGUUGUCCUCCUCACAAAAGACUGAGAUUCAUUCGACGCCAGAGCAGUUGGAAACCAUCCUAAAAACCUUUAAAUAUCUUAAGGUGUUGAGUAUUGAAUCCCUCAAAUUUAGCUCGCUUCCAAAUUAUUUCCCACUCUACUUUAUGAGGUAUCUUGCAAUCAUAGGUGAUAUCAGUUCCCUCCCCAUGUCAUUGGAACAUCUUUCACGUUUGGAGACUCUAGUGAUAAAAACCACAGAAAGGGCACUACAAAUUAAUGGAGGCAUAUGGAACAUGGAAGAACUAAGGCAUGUGCACACCAACACCUCUACGCAACUACCCUAUCCUCCCAAAACAGGCAAGCAUGGCUGUAAACAAAUAGAUAUCCGCACACUUUCUACCAUAUCACCAGGAAGUUGCACAAAUGAGAUCUUCAACAUGACCCCCAAACUCCAAAAGUUAAGUGUUCGCGGGGAUUUAUCAGAAUUACUUGAGGAAAAGCAAAAUGUUUGCUUGUUCAACAAUCUUCAAAUGCUAGAAUGCCUCGAAAACUUGAAGCUUCAUGGCAACUCUGAGAAAGUAAAGUUGAAGGUCCCAAUGUCUGAUAAGUUUCCAAGAAGACUAAGAAAGUUGACCUUGUCUGCUACAUUGUUUCAAUGGAAUGACAUGAGUGUAUUGGGAUUGCUGGAUAGGCUCAAAGUGCUCAAAUUGGAUGACAAUGCGUUCUCGGGGGAAGAUUGGGAUCUAAGCAGUGAUGUUAUUUUCAAAGGACUUCAGUAUUUGCGCAUUGGAAAGACCAACCUCAAAACGUGGACAGUUGUGGAGCCAGAGAAAAGUUUUCCAGUUCUAGAAACUCUAGUUCUCAAGAAUUGUAUUUCCCUACAAAAUAUUCCACAGGGUUUUGCUAAUGUGGACAGCCUUGAAUUGAUAGAACUGUUUGACGUGAGUAAAAAGGUGGCUGAUUUUGCAAGAGAGAUUUGUGAGAAAAGGCAUGGGAAAACAAAUGUCAAAAUCAAUGGAUUCAUCACUCCUCUCCCGUCACAAGCAACGGUGCAUAACCUAGCAUAUGAGUAUGAAUAUGUCAACACCAGUGGAUUCGACUACCCUAACACCUCUAUUUCAUCACAAGAAAUUGUACAUAACCUAGCAUAUGAUGGGAAUGAAAAUGUCAACAACACAAGUCGAUUCGACCAAUCCAGCACCUCUACUUCAUCACAAGAAAUGCAAUCAAAUGGGGAGAAAAAUGUCAACAUCAGUGGAUUCGAUCAUCCCAGCACCUCUACUUCAUCACAAGGAAUCGUACAUAAGCAAUCAAUUGGAGAGGAAAAUGUCAACACCAGUGGAUUUAACCACCCCAGCACCUCUACACUGUCACCAGAAAUAGUAAAUAACCAAGCUACCCAAGCAUAUGGGGAUGAACAUGUCAACACCCGUGGAUUCAACCAACCCAGCACCUCUACUUCAUCACAAGAAAUUGUACAUAAGCAAUCAAAUGGGGAGAAAAAUAUCAACAUCAGUGGAUUCGAUCAUCCCAGCACCUCUACUUCAUCACAAAGAAUCGUAAAUAAUCAAGUGGAUGACAAUGUUGCUAGUUAUGAGGAUGAAAAUGUCAAUACCAGUGGAUUCGACCAACCCAGCACCUCUACUUCAUCACAAGAAAUCGUACAUAACCAAGCAUAUGAGAGUUCGAAUGAAAAUGUCAACACCAAUGGAUUCGAUCAUCCCGGCACCUCUAUUCCGUCACAAGAAAUAGCGCAUAAGCAAUCACAUGGGGUGGAAAAUGUCAGCACCAGUGAAUUCGACAAUCCUAGCACCUCUACUCUGUCACAAGAAAUAGUUUCUGAUGAUUAACUGCUCGGUCAGCGAUGUGAAUUGCUUUCUUGAAACAAAAGGAUUAAAAGUUGAUAUGUCUGUUUU